CUGCUUCUGAGCAUAAAAUUGCCCGAAGCCGACGUCGUCAACAUGUUUCGCUCCCUCGAAGGCAACCGCAGCGUCGGUAUGAUCGAGUUCCGUGGCAUCACCUUCAGGAAAAGGGCCGCCAAAGCGCUGGGGCGAUUCGUCGGGCGCAACCGAGCGUUAACAUUUCUCACCGUUCACCUCCAAGAGAGCGACCCCGACGUCGACCGCAUGGCCCAGUUGCGCAGCAUCUGCCGCGAGCUCAAGGAGGCCCUUCUCCGAAACCGCUUCGUUAUCAACAUCGAAUUGUACCUAGCCGAAGGUGACCGCUCCAACCACCCCCUCAUCAGGGAGGCUCUCAACCGUAACGUGAUGCUCGUCAACGAAGCGGUCCGGUUCGUCAGCGGCUCCCUGGAAAAAAAACACGCCCUUGCCUUCGAGACCUUGAAGGACUGCUGCUCGGUGCAAUUAUCCCUGCGCGUUACGUUCAACAUAUCCGACGAGUCGGCGCUCGAGAAGAUCACCGAGGCACGCGAGCGGCUCGCCUUCAACUACUUCAUUAUCGCGGGCGUCGUCAAAGCCAAGAUAGUCUGCCUCCCGCACCGCAAGAGAAAGACUACAUUCGACAAGCUUGGCAAAGACAUGCAGGCGCGCAUCUGCUCCUACUUGAGCUUGAAUGACGUGGUGGACAUCUGAAGGGGCACAGUUUUUCAUUAGGUCGCACCUCCAGCUUCUGAAAAUGGCGCUAGUGCGCGUGAGCGCGCACACAAGGCCGAUGCAUGGGAAAACUUCGAUGCCAAACCAGUUGUUAAAACUGACACGUCGCAAAUGGGCGUACACUCUCUAUUUUAUUAGGUAGCGGUUCUAUAUCUUUUAAAUUCUGAAUUCGAAAAGACAAGUAUUUCGUUCUCAUUUGUGUCGCCGAAUGAUCUCUGCUAACUCCCCGUGGGAUUCAUUCCCUGAAGAACGUGUUAUAUCCAUAGGUUCCACUUACGAAUGCCACAUUUCGCAAAUGCCACCGCCGUGAAGGACACGUACUUGGCAUAACUUUUUCUGGCAGACACGCAUAAGUUGCUUGGCCGUAUGAUAUAUAAACCAUAGUUAGUGACAAAUUGCGAUACUCUGAGUACCUUGAAAAUUCUCAAGUCUCCCAGAACCGCUUGGCUCAUGUUAU
Molecule: messenger RNA, 1150 nt
Organism: Dermacentor silvarum
Lineage: Eukaryota; Metazoa; Arthropoda; Arachnida; Ixodida; Ixodidae
Exons: 2
Coding region: 43-672 (209 amino acids)
Source: RefSeq, a predicted model, not a curated record